UCCACUUUUGUUUGCAGCUCUUACAUAGGGAAGUUUCAGUGUGGAUAUACUGAAUAUUCUUGCAGUUUACAAGCUUACAACUAUUUCCAUUACAUCAGGAUAUUGUGUUGUCAGUAACAAGUGAUGAAUCAUGUCAAAGGGGGGGGCAUGGUCUGUUAGAGAGGUGCUGCUGAAGACACUGGAAGAUUUGGGAGAUGAAGAUUUUAAGAAGUUCAAGUGGUUCCUGCAGGACUCUGACAUCCUGGGAGACCUCGGAGUCAUCCCAAAGUGUGAACUGGAGAAAGCAGACAGGAAGGACACAGUGGAUAAAAUAAUCCAGAAGUAUAACCAGCAGUCUGUAGAGGUAGUGAAGAAGAUUCUAGAGAAGAUCAACAGGGCUGAUCUGGUGGAGACAUUGUCAUCAAGCUUCAGAACAGCAGAACGAGAAGAGGCUCUGCUGCGACCUCCAGUGGUCAAAGCCACUAAAGAUGCUCAGAAGAAUAACACCUCACUGAAAUAUGAAAAUAUCAUCUCUAAAAGUGCUCUGAUCCAAUCAGGAUCUCCCACUGUCUACCAGCUGAAACCAAACAAAAAGAAGUUUGGAACUUGGACAGGAAUAACUGUUGGAGAAAAAGACCCUGCAAAGACAAACAGAACCAUUUUACUUGUUGGUGAAACAGGAACAGGAAAAUCUACUCUGAUCAACACUCUGGUCAACUACACCAUGGGAGUGAAGUGGGAGGACGAUGUCUGGUUUCAGAUCGUAGAGGACGAGAAGAGAAGUCAGUCAGAGAGUCAGACAUCAGAUGUGAUCGUUUAUCAGAUCUUUGGUUUUGAAGAUAAAACUCUGCCCUACUCUCUGACCAUCAUCGAUACUCCUGGAUACGGAGAUACCAGAGGGAUUGAACACGAUGUCAUCGUCAGUCACAACUUAUUAGACUUGUUCCGCUCAGAGGACGGAGUCCAUGAGAUCAAUGUAGUGGGUCUGGUGCUGAAAGCUACUGAGAACCGAGUGAGUGACCGACUGAGGUACAUCUUUGAUUCAGUUCUGUCUCUGUUUGGAAAAGAUAUGGAGAUGAACAUUGUUGCCCUCAUCACUUACUCAGAUGGAAGAUCACCUAAAAAUGUCCUGAAAACCCUCGAGGCUGCAAAAAUUGAGUUUGCAAAAGAUAAAAAUAAUCAGCCUGUUCACUUCCUGUUCAAUAACUGUCAGGAUGAAGACAGGACAGAGGACACAGAUGUCCUUAAACAUGCAGCUAAAACAUCAACAAAAGGACUGAGACAGUUCACAGACUUUCUGGAAAAAAUUGAUCCUCAAAAGCUGAGGAGAACUGUAAAGGUUCUAAAUGAACGAAUCACACUGACAGCCUGCGUCCAAAACCUGAAGGAGAGAGUUGAGUUUAUUGAACUGAAACAGAAAGAACAACAGACUCAGGGAGAAAUGAAGACAAAUGAACAAGAGAAGAAGAAGAAUGAGAAGUUCACUGUAGAAGUUGAUGAGGUCUACAAAGUUAAAGAACCUAUUGAUGGUUGGUGGUGGGGGUUGAUGUUUUAUGAAGCAGCUGUCUGCUGUAAAGUCUGUGAAGAGAACUGUCACUAUCCUGGAUGUACAGUGGCCUGGAGUCCCGGACAGUGUGAGGUCAUGAAAGAUGGUCGCUGCACUGUUUGUACCAGGAAGUGUCCUGUAUCAGAUCAUGUGAAAGAUAGGUGGAUCUAUGUGACCAAGACAAGAAAAGUUCAGCAGACCCAGAGAGAAGUGAAAGAGAAGUAUUAAAAGAACAAGACAGAAAGUGAGAGCAGGUUGAGCCUUUUGGAAAAUCUAAAGAAGGAAACAGAAGAACUUCAGAAAGAUAAAGAUCAGUGGUUGGAAGAGUCCUUCCAGCAUGUUGUCAAACUGGAGCAGAUCGCCCUGAAUACUGAUUCACUGUCCACUCUUGUCCACUUGGACUUCCUGAUUGAGAAGAUGAAGGAGAAAGGAGACACAGAGAAGGUCCAGAAACUGGAAGAGAUGAAAAGACGAGUGGAUAAAGGAACCAGAGCAGUGCUGAGGUACAAACAGCAGCGAUGCUGAAGUAGGUUAACAACAUGAUCAUCAGCAGAAAGCUGUUUAGAAGAUCUACACUGUUGAUACAAAUGUUUAAACAUCACAAAAUGUUUUUCAUUCUAUUUCUGUUAAGUAUGAUGUUGAUGUAAUAACUACAGAAGAAAAUGUGGUAUGUAAUAACUUUUAGUUACUUCACUGUACAGUUCUGAUCCGUGUAGUCAGGAUUUGUUGAGAACAUAGGCCUACACUAAGUAUUAUGUUACAGAAAAAAUAAUCUAAUUUUACUAUUAACUGCUAUCCUGAAUGUCAAUGAACCUUUAAACUCAAUAAAGUUUUAUUUCUGUUUACCAUAAA
This is a messenger RNA of Dicentrarchus labrax (European seabass), 2377 nucleotides long. RefSeq names its product septin-2-like. The transcript is spliced from 4 exons. Bases 131 to 1753 code for a protein of 540 amino acids. Gene Ontology annotation, molecular function: GTP binding. NCBI's taxonomy places the organism in Eukaryota, Metazoa, Chordata, Actinopteri, Moronidae. The record is from RefSeq and is a predicted model, not a curated record.